Messenger RNA from Mercenaria mercenaria, 2965 nucleotides. RefSeq names its product angiotensin-converting enzyme-like. The transcript is spliced from 13 exons. The record is from RefSeq and is a predicted model, not a curated record. NCBI's taxonomy places the organism in Eukaryota, Metazoa, Mollusca, Bivalvia, Venerida, Veneridae. Gene Ontology annotation, cellular component: plasma membrane. Gene Ontology annotation, biological process: proteolysis. Gene Ontology annotation, molecular function: metallopeptidase activity; peptidyl-dipeptidase activity. Bases 167 to 2335 code for a protein of 722 amino acids.
GCGUUAAAGGCGGAUGAAUGUUUAAGUCAAUAAAUGAAAUUGGUUUAUCCAUUUGCGUUCUAUUAAUAUACCCGAAACUCUUGACUGAACAAAAUAAUUUUGGAUAGAAAAUGGAUGAAAAAAGACACCGACAGAGGAUAGUUAAGUGUUGAAAGGUAAAGAAGAAAUGAUGGCAAGCGGAAAUGCGGGCCGUUGGCUGCUGAUUUUGACAGUGACUGUUACGUUGUAUGUAGGGUGUGUCAGCGCUAGGGACCAACGACUUGAUGGCAGGUCAGUGGCCAGACAGUUAAACCAACUACGGAUGUAUAUGGAAGAGCUGGAAUUUAUUGAAGAAGAGGAAAAACGUCAAGGAGUGAAAGCUAAAGGUAAGACCACUGUUGAAGAGCAAGUAAUGCUAAAAGCGUGCAAUGUCGCACUAGACGAUAACGAGAUAAAACUCAAUCCUUACGACGACUUUGUUAAAGAAGUUGAAGCCGAUGUCGAUGCCUGGGAUGAAUGUCUUCGAUUGUGGACAAAUGAAGUAGCCAUUGCAAACUGGAACUUUGAGACGGACCUCACUAACGAGAACGAAGAAGCUCUCAGCAAGGCCUCUUUAGAUUUCACCCGUUGGAGUAAAGGAUUGGCACAAAACGCACAGGUUUACAUUGACGAUCCGAGAUACCAUCACCUCGACUUUGACCUAAAACGAAAGCUUCGUUUUAUGGCCUUUAGUACAGACCCGGAUGAGGAUAUGAAUGAUAUGAAAGAGCUUAUUGAUGCACAAACUAAACUGCAACAGACUUACAGCGAAGCUACUGUGGAGGCCCUGGACCAAGGAAAUGGUGCCAAGACGCUUAAACUGGAGCCACAUCUUACUGAAAUCAUGGCGAAACGUAAUGACUCAAAAUUGCUGUUGGCCGCAUGGUGGGGGUGGCGUAACGCUACGGGGCCGUUUAUGAGAAAGGACUACGCAAAAAUGGUUAAAUUACUAAAUAAAGGAGCAACACAACACAAUUUUUCUAAUUAUGCUGAUGCAUGGAUAGCAUCGCAAUUCGACCAAACUCCUGAUCUUGAAGAAGACGCAGAUAACUUAUGGAACGAUAUACGCCCUUUGUAUGAGCAACUACAUGCAUAUGUGAGGACGAAGCUUCAGCAAAAGUAUCCUGAAUACAAUCACAUCUUCAAUAGUGGAGGAAUUCCUGCUCAUCUUUUAGGAAAUAUGUGGGCACAGGACUGGGAAAAUAUUUACGAUCGUGUCAAGCCAUACCCGGAGCUAGAAGAACCGGAUUAUGAAGCGGAACUGAAAGCUCAAGGAUACACUGCAGAGCGAAUGUUCGAGACGGCCGAACAGUUUUAUAAAUCUAUUGGACUGUCCUCAAUGUCGAACGAAUUCAAGACGCUUUCAAUGAAGGUCAGACCAGAAAACAGGGAAGUCGUCUGCCACGCAUCUGCCAGCGACUUUUACUCGAAGAAACCAGAUAAAGAUUUCAGAAUCAAAAUGUGCACGGCGAUUGACAUGGACUCGUUCCAGACAAUUCAUCACGAGAUGGGCCAUAUAGAAUAUUUCAUGGCCUACCAAGAUCAGCCGGCAGUUUAUAGAACCGGUGCAAACUCAGCGUUCCACGAGGCGAUCGGAGAUACUAUAAGUCUGUCCGUAAGAUCACCAGAACAUCUCAGGGACAUUGGUCUUUGCGGUGGCAACUGCGGGGGCAAAAAUCGCGGUAAUAAGGAAAAUAUAGCCAGUCAAAGGAAAAGAUUGACAGCUCUGAUCAGAGAACUAGAAGUGAAAAAGAAACGCGACAUCAACUUCUUGUUCAAAAGAGCUUUAUUCAAGAUCGGUUUUCUUCCGUUCGGGUAUAUGAUAGACAAAUGGCGCUGGAACGUGUUCAGAGGACUUACAACAGAAGAAAAUUACAACAAAGAUUGGUGGAACCUCAGGUUGAAAUAUCAAGGGCUGGUCGCCCCUGUUCCACGAAGUGAAGCUGAUUUUGAUCCGGGGGCCAAAUAUCAUAUACCUUCAAACAGUCCAUAUAUAUGUUAUUUCAUAAGCUUCAUAGUCCAGUUCGAAUUCUACAAAGCAAUGUGUGACGAAAGCGGACAUAAAGGACAUCUUUUUGAGUGCGACUUCUAUCGGUCAAAAGACGCCGGCCGGAAACUACUAGAUAUGAUGAAGCUCGGUAAAUCCAAACCAUGGCCGGAAGCGAUGGUAAAACUCACCGGAAGUAACAAAAUUAGUACCACAGCCAUUUUGGAGUACUUCAGACCUCUGCAGAAAUGGCUAGAAGAUGAAAACUCCCGCCCAGGCGUACAAAUAGGAUGGAAAAAUGCAGAAAUCAGCUGGAAAACAGGACCUUAAUGUUAUGAAUAAAACAUUACCUCGCUAUUCAAACUCUUAUUUUCUUGUUCAAAUCUGUCUCGUUGUCUGUAAAUCUGAUAGUUUGAUGCAAGGGUAAUAUGCAGUUUUCCUUUGUUUUAAAGCCAUUUAGGGCAACACUUUAUUUAUUUCAUAGAAUAAGUUAUCGUUUUAAAGAAAUUUAAGUAAUUCUGUUGUUCCCCUUCUGAAAACAAACGCUUUUGGUCGAUAACAAAUGUGAUCUUUUAUUUACUUUCUUUUUUUCUUUUUAUUUCCUUUCAGACAUGUUAUAAUUAUGCUACAGUAUUUUAUAGAAAAUGUGAAAAUAACAUCAUGAUUACUAUAUUCCGGAUUUUGAAUUCGAAAAAUUUAUUUGAACGUUUAAGGUGAAGAAGUUCAAUUUUAGUAAAUGUUUUUUGUACGCAGUACGUGUACUACAGCUGACUUAUGUUGAAAUCCAUUUGUGCCUUAUCAUUUAUAUGCAAGGUUAAGAUUUAAUAUACAAUUAUAUAAUAUAUGUGAUCUGUUGAAGUUGUAAUGUUACUUGUUAAAUUUGAAGUUUAUAUGAAAAAAAUAUAUUUUGUUGAUAAAUCUUUUAUAAACCUGUCGUUUCAAAUAAAGAUAUGCAUUUAA